Molecule: messenger RNA, 774 nt
Organism: Coccomyxa subellipsoidea C-169
Lineage: Eukaryota; Viridiplantae; Chlorophyta; Trebouxiophyceae; Coccomyxaceae
Exons: 6
Coding region: 1-774 (257 amino acids)
Biological process (GO): chromatin organization
Cellular component (GO): nucleus
Source: RefSeq, a predicted model, not a curated record
AUGGUCAGUCUGCGGUAUGCGUGGACCAACAGCAAUGCAUUCCUGUCCAUUGCUGGGUCAGCAACUGCAGCGCCGAGGGUGAGCGCGCCGAUGCCCAAGGGGCUGCGCAAGAUCACGCCGACGGCACCGUUCCGGCCCACGGCCGCGGCUGCGGCGCCGCCACCGGACCUGCCGCCGGAAAUGGCCGCUGCGGUGGCGCGCUCGGCCGACCCCGACCAGCGCCAGCUGCAGAGCGCCUUCCUUGGGAUGUACAGCAAUCCCGAGUCCAAGGUACGCCUGAAGACUGUGGUGGACUUUGUGGGCGACAUGCUGGGGCAAACCGUGAAAGCGGCUGCCCUGAAAGUGGCAGCUGCAGCCGCAAGCGAGGAAGUUGCGCGGCAGCUGCAUCACCUGGUCCAAAGCUCUGCAGAGGCGCUCCGCACAGCUGGUCAGCCGGUCACAGCGGAGGCCGUCAAGGCGUCGCUGCAGCUGCAGAUCCCAGGAAUAAGGAAUAAAACCCUCAAGAAGGCUGUCAGAGAUGCAUGCACGAGUGCAGUUUGUCAUGCAGAGGCCAGUGCGGUACAGGCAGUGGCCGCACUUGCGCUCCCGUCUUGGACUCCUGUUGUCAUCGGAGCAGCCGCCGCCAUUGCAGCGGACAAUGCCGUUGCCUCGUGCGCGCAACAGCUUGUCACGGAGGUUUCAAAUCAGAUGGCCUCGAUAGUGCAGGCGCAGUUGGAUGAGACAACAAAGCUGCUCAGCGAGCUGAUCUAUGUGUCCCUGCAGGGGAAGCUGUAA